CGCGGCUCGGGCGGCCCCGCCGCGCUCGGCCCCGCACCCGCCGCCGCCGCAACAUGUUACCCAGGGCAGCCUCGUCCAUGCCGCCGCCUCCCAACCCCGCUCCCUACUUCCCGCCUGCCCGGGUCACGCUGCCCUCCGGCCUGGAGAUCCUGCGCACCUUCUCGGGAGCCGUCAUCUUCCUGGAGAUCCUGUUCGGAACAAUAGUCUGGAUUUUGGUCGCUUCUACCCAAGUUCCACUGCCGCUGCUGCAGGGAUGGGUCAUGUUUGUAGCAGUGACUGCAUGGUUCCUGUCCAUUGUGUUCCUCUCUGUGUUCCUCUUCGGCUAUGCAAAUAGAAUUGCUCUCAACUGGAACCAGGCGGAUUUUAUUUUCCAUGGAGCUACUUUUGUCUUCUAUUUUGGAGCUUUUCUACUCCAAGCAGCAACUACAUCUCUGCAUCACUUUCCCCGCAAAUUCAAUUCCACCGCACAAGAGAGGAUUCUAACUGGUCAUCAAUAUAACAUCAGCAUAGCAGCUUCGAUUUUUGCCUUUGCAACAGCUGUUUGUUACGGUUUCAGCACAGCCCUGGCAUUAAGGAGAUGGAGGCUAAAUAACAGUUGAAGAGAGGUUAACACCCAUGUGUUCCACUUCAGAUCAAAUUAAGUGCUACUUGUCUGUUUUACUGUAAUCUAAUUCCAAAAAGACUUUAUUUCUACUGUUUUAAAUGCAAAUAACCCCUAAUUAGGAUUUCCUCAACAAGUUUCCAUCUCUUCCCUUUCUAAUAUUUACUUUUAUUGUGUAUGCAUUAUAAGUGUACUAAUUGUGUGGUAU
Molecule: messenger RNA, 809 nt
Organism: Empidonax traillii (willow flycatcher)
Lineage: Eukaryota; Metazoa; Chordata; Aves; Passeriformes; Tyrannidae
Gene: MAL2
Product: mal, T cell differentiation protein 2
Exons: 4
Coding region: 54-599 (181 amino acids)
Biological process (GO): myelination
Cellular component (GO): membrane
Molecular function (GO): structural constituent of myelin sheath
Source: RefSeq, a predicted model, not a curated record